Pseudopipra pipra is the source of this 11629-nucleotide messenger RNA. RefSeq names its product ataxin 1 (gene ATXN1). The transcript is spliced from 7 exons. Gene Ontology annotation, cellular component: nucleus. The record is from RefSeq and is a predicted model, not a curated record. Gene Ontology annotation, biological process: nervous system development; negative regulation of transcription by RNA polymerase II. Gene Ontology annotation, molecular function: protein binding; RNA binding. Bases 1195 to 3606 code for a protein of 803 amino acids. Lineage: Eukaryota; Metazoa; Chordata; Aves; Passeriformes; Pipridae.
UCUUUGGUCUGAAUGAAGUGGAAGGUACUUUCUACAAAGCAACUCAAGCAUAUGCCAAGGAUCCAGAUAAAUAAAACUAAUUCAGAAAAAGGGAGUGGGAUGCAGGCUCUUGCUCUAAAUCACUUCACAGUUCUCCACAGUGAAAUGCAAUAUGGCAUCUUAAAUAAAAUCACCCUCUUCUGACUCUCGCAGAGGCUGCUUCAGAGCAUUCCCUGGCUUCCAGCACAGUUUUAUUUCCUCCCUUAGAGAGACAGACCAGCCUUGACUGAGCAACCGAUUUUCAUGCAUCCUUUAAAACAGCAUUCCCUGCCAUUUCUGAAGGACAGCACGCGUCGCUAGCUGCCUGUUUCUUCCCCCUUAAACAAUAUAGGUUUGGGGUUGGUUUUUUUUUUGGUGUGGUUUUUUUUUUUUUUUUUUCCCCUCCCCAUCUCAUUUCUUUCCGCCUGCAAAGUGGUUUGAGAUCCGCGCAACGCAGCCUGCCACAGGAGCGGGGACUUCUCGGGAACACUGGUGUACGCAGGGUUUAAGCCCACCGUAGAGAGCCAGCCUGGCCUUUGAAGUGUUACAAGGGGAAGGAGGAGUCACAUCGUGGGCCAAACCAGAUGGGCAAGCAAUACAAGCUGUGAAUUUAUUCUUGACCCUGUAGGACAGUGACCACCUUCAUUUUUGUCUUCACCAUAAAGUUAUGCACUGCCAAUAAGCAAAAAGGUCAAGAAAAGCACUAACUCAGUGGCUGAAUUUUUCUGAAGUGCUUUACAGUAGGGAAAGUGGAGAAACCUCUUAAAGUGCUGUCUUAUUCAAUCCUGGAGCACAGGGAAGGAGUUUUGAUGCAAAACACAGAAAAAAAAGUCUGCAACAUCUCCUGUGAUAGGAGGAAAGAAAGAAUAUUUACAAUUGCAUCUUGAAACACUCAUGAUUUGAGCUCUAUCUUACUUUAUUUGAAAGAGAAAAGCCAGUGAGGAUCUGUGAUUUCUGAAAAAUCUUCAUGCAAAAGGAUAAUCCAGAAUUCCCUGAAGAAGAACAUAGUGAAUGUUAAUCCAGAGGAGCUGUCGGAGGAUCGUGCUCACAGGGAGAUGAUUCCUCAUGAAGUCACUGGAUCCCUUGCAGAAAUCAAAUGUGACUUUCCAUUUAUCAGACUGAAAUCAGAGCCAGACAGACAGUGAAGCAAGCACAGUGGAGGGGAGACGGCGAAAGAUGAAAUCCAACCAAGAGCGGAGCAAUGAAUGCCUGCCACCUAAGAAGCGAGAAAUCCCUGCCACCAGCCUGCCUUCAGAGGUGAAGCCGGUCCUGCCAAACGAAAACCACCGUGCAGAUAACCUAGCAUGGCUCCCCACAACACCCAGUGGCCAGGGCAGCCUGGGGAGCCGGCAUCGGCCCGGGGGGACGUCAUCAGUGGAGGCAGGCUUGCCGCAGGGUUUGCACAAGUCACUGUCUGCAGGGCUGGACUAUUCCCCGCCGAGUGCGCCCAGGUCCGUUCCAGUCUCCACCACUCUUCCCACGGUGUACUCGCCCGCCCUCUCCCAGUCAGGGACCCCUGUUUCCCCCGUGCAGUACACACACCUGCAACAUACCUUCCAAUUCGUCGGGCCCCAGUACAGUGGAUCGUAUACCGGAUUCAUCCCCUCACAGCUGAUUUCCCCAACAGCCAAUUCUGCGACUGGCGCCGUGGCAGCAGCCACAGCCGUUGCAACCACUCCAUCCCAGCGGUCCCAGCUGGAGGCUUAUUCCACUUUGCUGGCCAGCAUGAGCGGCUUAAGCCAGCAGGGGCACAAAGUUGAGCCGCACCUGGUCAGGACACCUGGACUGAUUGCUGCUGGGUCUCCUCCACCCACCCAGCAGAACCAGUAUGUCCACAUUUCCAGCUCUUCCCAGAGCACUGUCAGAAAUGUCUCUCCUCCAACCAUCCCAGUCCCCCUGCACCCACAUCAGACAGUGAUCCCGCACACCCUCACCCUCGGCCCUUCCUCUCAAGUGGUGGUGCAGUACACAGACUCGGGGGGCCACUUUGUCACCAGGGAUACCCCCAAGAAACCCGAGAGCAGCCGGCUGCAGGCAAUGCAGGCCAAGGAGGUACUGAACGGCGAGAUAGAGAAGAGCCGAAGGUAUGGCAUUUCGCCUUCUGCCGACCUGGGUCUAGUCAAAGCAGGCAAUAAACCAGCUCCCCAUCAUUACGAGACCAGGCACGUGGUGGUCCACUCGAGCCCCGCUGAGUAUGGUGCGCGGGAUUCCUCAGGUGUCCGAGCCUCUGUCAUGGUGGUCCCCAACAGCAGCACGCCCACGGCAGACAUGGAGGUGCAGCAGACCACCAACCGUGAGACCUCUCCUUCAACCCUCAAUGACAAGGGAAGCUUGCACUUAGGAAAGCCAACCCACCGGUCCUAUGCCUUGUCUCCACAGCAGGCUCUGGGCCAUGAGGGGGUGAAGGCAGUGGCCACACUGUCCCCUCACACUGUCAUUCAGACCACCCACAGCGCCUCUGAGCAACUCCCUGUUGGGCUGCCAGCGACAGCUUUCUACGCCGGGACCCAGCCGCCGGUGAUUGGCUACCUGAGCGGUCAGCAGCAAGCCAUUGGGUACCCCAGCAGCCUGCCGCAGCACCUGGUGAUCCCUGGCACCCAGUCCCUGCUGAUACCGGUUGGUAGUGCGGACGUCGAGCCGUCAGGAGUCACGCCCGCGAUCGUCACGUCGUCUCCUCAGUUUGCAGCAGUGCCUCACACGUUCGUCACCACCGCCGUCCCCAAGAGCGAGAACUUCAGCGCAGAGCCCCUCACCACCCAGCCUGCCUACCAGGCCACCAUGGUGCAGGCGCAGAUCCACCUGCCUGUGGUGCAGUCCAUCGCCUCCCCUGCUGCCGCACCUCCCACGCUGCCCCCUUACUUCAUGAAGGGGUCGAUCAUUCAGCUGGCCAACGGGGAGCUGAAGAAAGUAGAGGACUUGAAAACAGAAGACUUCAUACAGAGCGCGGAAAUUAGCAACGACCUGAAAAUAGACUCCAGCACUGUGGAGAGGAUUGAAGAGAGCCAUAACCCAGGCAUUGCCGUGAUACAGUUUGCAGUUGGGGAGCAUCGAGCACAGGUCAGCGUGGAAGUCUUGGUAGAAUACCCUUUUUUUGUAUUUGGACAAGGCUGGUCAUCCUGCUGCCCUGAGAGAACCAGCCAGCUCUUUGAUUUGCCAUGCUCCAAACUCUCGGUGGGGGACGUCUGCAUAUCGCUCACGCUCAAGAACCUGAAGAAUGGCUCUAUUAAAAAGGGCCAGCCCAUGGACUCAGCUAGUAUCUUGCUGAAGCAUUCAAAGAAUGACAGUCUAGCUGGAAGUAGACACAGGUAUGCGGAGCAGGAAAACGGGAUUAAUCAGGGAAGCGCACAGAUGUUAGCUGAGAAUGGUGAACUGAAGUUUCCGGACAAAAUAGGAUUGCCUGCAGCACCUUUGCUCACCAAAACAGAACCCAGCAAGCCCCCGGCAACGAGGAAGAGGAGGUGGUCAGCCCCCGAAACACGAAAACUAGAGAAAUCAGAAGAGGAGCCACCUUUGACUCUUCCCAAGCCUUCUUUUAUUCCUCAGGAGGUUAAGAUUUGCAUUGAAGGUCGAUCCAACGUAGGAAAGUAAAAGUUGUUUGGGGAAAGGAAAUUAGGCUAUCCCUUGUCAUUUUUAUCCAGAUUACUGUACUGUAGACUAAAUAACCCAGUAUUUACAUGUUAUCAUCUUAUUUUAGGUUUAUGUUAUAACCUUGUUGUUAUAGUUGCAGCUGGUAUUAUGCAGGAGACUGGUGCAUAUGUUUUUCCACAAGUGUUUGUCAGUGACUAGGUUUAUCGAAAGCUACGGAAGGGGCAGUAUCUGCUUCACACACCCUUAGUGGAAAUGAAUGUGUUGUCAUGGCUCCUGUUUUCUAACACCUCGUGUAGGACAGGGUCCAGCUGUGAUUUUGUUUUCUUUUUGUCGCUGUUUUUUUGUGUUUGGUUUUUUUUUGUUUGUUUGUUUUGUUGUUUUGGUUCCUGUUCUAGUCUUUUUUGGGGGGGGGGUGGGAGGUGAGGAGAAGGGAACUGUAGCAGAGGUGUAUGUCACACGUGGGGUGCACGCGUGCGUGCGUGUAUGUGUGUGUGUGUGGGUGCAUGCUAACCUCGAGGCGGGACAGCCGCUCUAUGGAGAGUUGGUGAAGAGAUUUCCUCACCCCAGGUGGUGAACACAACCCAUGGGUGUUAGUGAAAAGGAUCGGACAGUCUCUGAUGUUUUCAACAACAAGCCAACUCUUACUCAAGGCUCUACUAUAUAUAUAUAUAUAUAUAUAUUUGUGUGUGUGUAUAUGUAUAUAUAUAUUUUUCCCCCCAUGGGGUCUGACUGCACUGAUUUUUAUUCCUAAAGCAACUGCCACACCACAUUUCCUUUCUGCUUGCUAGUGCAGUUCCAUUGCCCAGAGUCAGCAGACGGGGAGGCUGUACGGACUCUUGCACCGGUCGCCCUGCAAGUUUUUCCUUCAUGGCGGUGGGGGUGGUGGGUGGGUGCGUGCGUGUGUCGUGGGUGUGUGUGUGGGUGUGCACGAGGAGGCCUCUGGCUCUGUGGAUGUGCCUGGCUCAGGCUCACUUCUGUUUCUGUGCAGUGUUAGACAAAUCGACCGGGUUACGCCAUUGACAUUUGCUUCCACAAGGUAGACGCAUACUGCCCCUUUGAGAUCACAGGCAUCCAUUGUUUGCAGUUAGGUUGCAAAUCUUUGUCUUUAACUCUAGUACUGGUUUUAGUUCAUGGUUAUGGACAACUGGUGCCACUUUUUUCAAAUUGCGGUGUGACACAGGAAUCCGCUGUUGAAGAUGAACCUAGAAUGUCUUUAAGCACUUAAAAUGCUGUUCACACUUUAUUGCUGAGCAUCCUGGUCUAACACUCAGUAUGUACUGUAUAUCACUUUAAUCUGCUCGGAAAGCAACAACAACAAACAAACAAAUCUCUUCAACACUGUAACUACAUGCAACUAUGUAAAGUUUUCUCACAGGCAAGAUGCUGAAAGUUUUAAUGUGGUUUCAAAGGGAUGAAUGUGAAUUAUUGAAUUAGUAUGUGACAGUCAUUGUCCACAAAGGACUACUUAAUAGGAGGCACUUUUUAAACUUUAAUGCUUGAGAAAGAGUUAAAGGCAUAUGCGAGCUGACAUAAUAAAAAAAAAAAAUAAGAGAAAGGAAAAAGGAAAGAGGAAAAAAAAUCAUUGUCCAGUGUUUUUGAAAAAGAUGGACUUUAAAGAAUCUUGCAAUUUGCACAUCUUGAGUUUAUCAUUUGUGUGGUAUUCCUGCAGUUUUUACCUAAUAAUGUUGUGGGGAGGGGGGGUCUGAAAGAGCAUAAACAAAUGUAGCAAUUACUCACUAACCUGCCUACGCUUUAGGCCAUUUCAUAGGGUUAUGUUCCUUUCAGAGUUCAUUUUUGAUCUUUCUACCGUAUCUGCCACACAGAACCAGGUCCUACCGGGACACCUCUGAGAAUUUUUCUUCAGACUUGCUGAGAGAGUUUUCCACAAAAAACAUUUCUAUAAGUAAGCAAGGUGUUUGUUUGUUUUGAAAACAAACCUAUUGUUAUUUUAUUAUUAUUUGUUAUUUUAAUUGCAUCAUUUUCCAUUGGAAAGGCGACAUUUCAAGAGUUUGGUACAAACCAAGUAGGAGGGGGGGAUUCAUGCUGUUCAGUCUUUUCUUUCCCCAGGUAGGGCCGGAUCCUUUGAGGUGCUGUGCACCCAACCUCCUGCACGAGCCUCGGGGAGGUGCAAGUAUGAAGUACAUUGGGGCUGAGCGCUAAAGCCUGUUGCUGCCUCUAGAAAGAUCCCAUUGAUUUCACUGGGAUUGCGCUUGGGCCCUCCGUGAGCAAGCAUUUGUGUCGUCGUUUUUGGUUGGCGAGUUCGCAUCCUUCAGGUAGUUUUGAAGAAGCUGUACUCAUAGGGAGAAAAGGAAAUAAAAGUGCAGUAACCUAAACUGAAAAAAAAAAUUAUUUAAUAUCUUGUUUUCCCUCUCCCCUAAAAUACAGUGCUUUUCUUUAAGAGAAGAAAUGUUAACCCCAUACCCCAGCUUUGACUCUUGUUACUUGUUACUUGAAAUUUAGCUCACACCAGACCUAAUUGUUUUUAUACCAUAUUCUGGGGUGCACCAAAAAGUUGAAAUACUUUUAAAAUAGCUUGAAACGUUUUUUGAAUUUCCUUGAAUUUUAUUAACCUCUCGGCGGGCUACCAAAUAGCUGAGUGGGUUUCUUCUCACAAUCACACAGCUUAGUUAGUGCUUAUUUGUUAAUAUUUCUGCUCAGAGAAGUUGCUUAAUCUUCCAUAUACUCUGCUCAGGGCACUUGCAAUUUAUUGUUUCGUUUUGUUUCCUGUUUUGUUUUUAAGCUUUGGUGGUAAAGGAAGAAAAAGAAUUACAGAUUUUAGUUCACAGUUGUACCACUAUUUCUGUACUUCACGUGUACUUGGAAAAAAAGAAAUCUCAAGAAAACCAUACGCAUACACAUUUGUGUUUAAUAAGGAAGCAGGGGCUAUUAAACUGACUGGAUCUAUUCAACUAACACUAAAAAAAAAAAAUAAAUACAUUUGGAGCAAUAGGAAUGUAUUAGUUCUGUGCUUGUAUUUCAGACUGAGGAAUUCUGAAAUAACUGGUUCUUUCCAAACAAUUGUCCCUUUCCAUGCUUUGGCUUUUUAGGAUGUGCAAUACUUUACGUGCCAACUUAGACUCACCCGUGUGGUGUUAGCUAGAUCUCAUACCAACUUCUGAUUUCCCCUGGUUUUUUUCUCUUUUGAAUUCUUUUUCUAUCUUUUUUCCCCCCUAUUAAUAACUCCCUGUCCUCCCCCCUCAGAAAGACCCCUAAACAUACUAAGGGUAAAAGAUCCCUUGCCCCAAGAAACACAAACCCUUUCUGUGUUUGAUGUUUAAAAAGAUCCAGGAAGAAAAAAAAAAGUAAAAAAAAAAAGAUAUAUUCAUGUCUACAUGACAUCCAGGCAGAGAGUAGCACUAAACCAUACGGCCGAGUGCCACCCUCUGCCUGGACAACACGCAGACAAGAGCUGGCUCCCACCAGGGACAGAAAAGUCCUCCUGGGGCCCAAGUUCUUUGCAAGGCGGGGCUUUGCCUCUCCCUCCGGCACUGAGCAUCCUUUGCAACAAGUCCCCAGGCCCAGGAAGCGCCAUUGAUCCUUGGGGCAACUGCAAAAUACCACCGGCAAGCAAAGGAAUGCUGAGGGGAAGCCAAAGGAGGAAGCUCAGCCUCUGCUUCUGCGUGGCAGCCGCUUUGCAAUAGUAACUAACAGUAGUUUUCUUUUUGUCUGUUUUUUUUCUAUCUUUUUGUAGCAGGCCUGUUUAGUUUACAACAAAACGCAUACAAUCACCAAGAAAUUAGUCAGGGCAAAGAAAAAUAAAACAAGAACCUCUUUAUAGGGAUUUCUAAAAAAAUUAUCUAUCUGUCUUAUCUAUCUAUCUAAUCUAUCUAUAUAUCUAUAUAUAUAAAGUGACUGUUCCUUAUAGCGUUUAACUUAGGCAUUGUUUCAGUUUGUCUAGGCCACAUUGUGGGGAAUUUGAGUUUGAUGUCACUUACCUCGAGUCCUCUGGUCAAGACCCGAAUUGGAGUCGCUGUUGACCUGUUUUACCAUUUUGUAUGUUGCCCUCAGGCUUGCUUUCCCUCGAAGACACAGACGUUGGGAGGAGGGGAGGGACACAUGUUCCUUUUUUCAUUCCUUUAAUUCCUUUGUCCCACUGUCGCUUCGUUCAACCUGUCGUUCCUGUCAUUUUCUCGGCAUGGGGAAGUGACAUCACUACUCUUUGUUUCCCUUCAAUCAAGGAACAUUUAGAAACUUUUCACACCUUUUACUCAGGGAUGGGGCUGGCGUAUGUGUGGUACACUGAUGUGACCAGAAGCAGCACUUUUACUGCUCUGGAGUAGGGAUGUACAAUGUUACAGACAAGUUUGGAUUUCCUUCAUCUCAUGGUUUAAACUUUGUAGAUCUCACUUAGAUUGCAAUACAAAAGCAGCAGGCUCAGCAUGAACUGUAGCUGUUGGUUAUCGUGAAAAUACACUCUCUGCAGAGAUUUAUAUCACUUUACAGUGUGUUGCCAGUAGUAAAAAGGAAAUGCUGAAAUUCUCUUAAUUCUUGCAACUGCUAAAAAAAAAGGAAAAAAAAGCCUGUAUUGUCAAUAUUUUUAAACACUAAUAGUGUUAUUUCAAAGAAGGGGGCUCUUGGUGCAAUGCUCUGCGUGACCUGGGACCCAGUUCUGCAAACACUUACACAUGUGCUCGUGGGAGGUCUGGGCUGGCCAGCAAAGGCUGCUCAGGACUUGCUGUAAAGCAGAUGUAUAAAUCUUUGUGAAAUUGAAGCGUGGUUCAGUCAGGGCCAGAUCCUGACCUUAAUCAGGCAGCUGGAAAAAUCUCGGGGUUCACCAGGGCAGAAGCCGCGGGCGGGUGGAGAGGAUUUGGCCUGUUGAAACACUUCUGCUGUCCCAAAAACUCGACAAAUGGCAAAAUGGGGCAUGCACUUGUACAAACAGCUUCCAUUUCUUCCCUCCCCAUCAUCACAGGUAGCAGCAGAGUCCACUAGGGGCUCUGGCCAGUGCUGAUGUGAAAAGCAAGGGGAAUGCACCAUCGGAGUGGAGGCAGUAAUUUCCUUUCCUCUGGUUUGUCCAACCCUCCCACUCCCCCAAAUCCUGUAAUACAUAGCAAAAUGAGAAUUUAUUGAUGCAGAUAUGCAUACAUGCACACAAACCCCAGGCAGAAGUGUUUCUCUGCACACAAAUAGAGUAUGUGUGCAUUUUUUUUAUGUGUAUGCCUACAUGUUCACUUGAUUCCCUGUCCUGAGGACAGCCUUGCUUUGUGUCCAUAGGGAAAUUCCAAACACGUUGCACACCUCUACUCCAGAGUUCAAUUUCUUUUACAUAGACGACCUCGCUUCAGAUGUGUUACCUUUACUGAUAGGAUCUUUUCUUGUAGCACUAUACCUUGUGGGAAUAUUUUUUGAUGUAAACCUAAUUUGAGAAGCUUAUUAAAAAUAGAAACUUUUUUUGAAGCACUCACAUUGAGGAGUACAGGUAAUGUUUUAAAAAAUUGCACAAAAGAAAAAUGAAUGUUGGAAUGAUUCAUUCAGUGUUUGAAAAAGAGAUGGCUCUGUUUGAACAGUGAGUUUCAUACCUUGUUUGUAAAAAAAAAAAGUUUUUAAAUACAAAAGCAGAGAAAGGUUGAAAGUUACAUGUUUUUUGUAUAUAGCAAAUGUCAUGUCUAGAUGAUCUGAUUUGUAUUGGCUCUGGCCAGGAAGAAUUAUUACUUCAAAGGCUCUUAAAGAACAACUGUGUUUAAUUUUCUGUUCGUAUUACAUGGGUCCCAUUUCUGGGGAAUGGAGUCAAUGCUUCACACUGUUUAUUCCUGUGCUGAAAAUACACCUUGGAGCAGCAGUUCUUGAGUGCAGCUACCAGGCACUUCAAAGGGUGGCUACUGUGCAAAACUAGAGUCUCACUCUCCAGUUGUAUUUUGGCUUUAAGUCUCUUUCACCUGUGCCAAGGGAGCCCUUGGCAGCCCAGAGGUCAAGGCUGGUUUUGAGGGAGGCCUUGGCUGUGCCCGUAGCAGGCAUGGCCAGGCCAGCCCUUGGGUGGAGAGCUGUUGCUAGCUGAGCACGACCUGUGUAGUUUCCACCUGGAGCCUUUUGGUCCCGUUUUUUUUCCUCUUUCUGGGGAUGCUGUUCCACGUUUUUUUCAGCACUUCCUGUUCCAGAUGAAAUCCAAAGAGUAUAACCCUGAACGAGAAGUGCUUGUAACAAGGGAUCCUAGCCCAGCGCUAGCAGCAGAGUGGUACCCGAGGCGACCUGGCCUUCCAGCCCCUGUCACUGCCCCUCUCCCCCACCACUGCUGGCAGAGCCGCCGGGAGCAGUUGGUCACACAGAGCAUGUUUCCAGUGAUGGUCUUGACUGAUGGCAAGACUGAUGUUUUUCAGAAGCCAAAAGGAAAGGAUUCUGAAGCAGUUUCUGAGAAGGGGGUCCUUUUCCUGUCCAAAGAAUGAGCUGGGUAUCUGGGAGCCGGUGGCAGGGCGGAGUGGGCAAAGUUUCAGGCUGCUCUCAUCCCCCUCCCUGGAGGGAACCCAAGCUUCAGCUCCUGCAGGCACAUGGGGCAGAAAUGCUCGCCCUGUACAAGUGACUGCUGGGUGCUCAGAAACCAGCCCCAGCUGUGUUAUGGUGAAGUGCAUUCAGCCAACAGGUAGUAUUUAUACAAUAACAGUCUCUAAGGUUUCUGUAGUUUUUUUUCUUGUUGUUAGAUGAAAGGACUCAAGUCUUCCACUGAGGAUUUUAUGGAGGCUUCAUCCAAGGUUGUUAAUUUUCUGUUAGUUUCUAUUUUGAGCAAUUAAAGCUCCUGUGCCCUUUCCCUUGACCACGCAGUAGGUAUGCAUUGGAAGUGUUGUUUGCAGCGAGUGCAAGUCACUCGUUGAAGCUGUCGUUGAUGUACUGUGGGAUUGCUGAUGGGCAGAAACUUCAGGGCCCAGAUCCUCAGCCAGGGUGGAGCUGGGUUGGGACCACCAGCUUCUUUGGGCAGCACUGCUUCUGCCCCUUCCCACCUGGUGGUGAGGGGAUUCCACCCUGGUGUUUGCUUUAAAAAUCCAGGACCCAGGUACUCUCCUUUGAACACGCUCUGCAGAAUUCUUGUCCCAGUCCAUCGGGUUUGGAUCUGGGCAGCUGAGGGAAAAACGGGCCAGGGGCAGCUGUGAGUGGCUCAGUCUGUGUCUUCAGCCUGGCCACUGGGCUGGAUGCUUCGCAAAAUUACUAAUCUAUUAAGGCAUAGAUACAAUUCUUCACGACAGUCAGCUAAUGUUGAAACUCACUAAUGUAUGUAUUUGCUCCUUUUUUUUUUUUUUUAAAUAUAUUAACUUGUUGAACACUGUUCUUUUCACAGUGUUACAAAAGUGGGGGAGGGGGAAUUUCCCAACCUUUUUCAGUUCGGGUGAGCUACUGAAAAUCAUUUUGUACUAGCUAUGUCACCGCUCCCGGCAGCAGCUGGUGGUGGCACUUGGCCGUGCCGGAGUCAGGUCCAGCCGUUCUACAGCAGUAGUUUUUAAAGUAAUUUUUUUUUUUUUAAAUUGUCUGGUAUUACUAAUGAGGGUUGUUGCAAAUCACACUUCCAGUGUAGUUCCUAACGUAGGCCCAGUAAAAGGGAUAUUGCAGCUUUGUGUUGGGGAGAAAUUGAGCUGACAUGGCCAGUACAAAGGAGAAAUAGGGAGGGAAUAACGUUUUGCACCUUAUUGAAAAGAGGAGAAGAUUUUAAGUGCAUACAGACAUAGAUAAGAGCUUUUAUCGUGACAGGAGAACUUUUUUCCAUAUGCGUGCAUACUCUCUGUAAUUCCAGUGUAAAAUAUUGUACUUGCACUAGCUUUUUUAAAACAAAUAUUAAAAAAAAUGGAAGAAUUCAUAUUCUAUUUUCUAAUGGUGGUGUGUCUAUUUGUAGGAUACACUCGCGUCUGUUUAUUGAAUUUUAUGGUCCCUUUCUUUGAUGGUGCUUGCAGGUUUUCUAGGUAGAAAUUAUUUCAUUAUUAUAAUAAAACAAUGUUUGAUUCAAAAUUUGAACAAAAUUGUUUUAAAGAAAUUGUCUGUAUACCAGUACAAGUUUAUUGUUUCAGUAUACUCGUACUAAUAAAAUAACAGUGCCAAUUGCAAA